This is a messenger RNA of Amoebophrya sp. A120, 5201 nucleotides long. The record is from the annotation of a GenBank genome assembly. Lineage: Eukaryota; Dinophyceae; Syndiniales; Amoebophryaceae.
GUGAAACCAAAAGUGACCACUUCUGAGGCCGCAGCUCCCCGUGGCCUUUCAUCUCAACAUCCCGUUUCCGAACAUAAUUCUUAUCUCCCUUCUACACGACGCCCACUCACCUCGAUAGAACUUUAGUAGCUAGAAGUAGAACUACAGCAACACAAGUUUUGAAGGGCGCAACAUCUUCAAAAACAAGCGAGUUUAUAUAAAGAUGUCCUCCCAAGCAGACCAGCUUGCGGAGCUUUUACGGGACUCUGUCCCGAACUCUCUCCGUAACUCUCUCGAGGAUGCGACGAACUUGUUUCCCGAAGGGGGGAUGGGGGUGAGCGGGGUGAUGCUGAAAAACACGUUUUCAUCCGGAAGCGAUAACGGCGACAUGUCGAUGUCGGUCGAAGGGGAAGAGAAGGAAUUUGAAGCCUCGCCGAACGGCAAAGUCGUGGUUUCAUCUUCUACGGGGAGUUUCAAGUCGGACCAACUGUUUCAGCAGCAACGGAUCAACAACGCCGUGCAAGAAGCGAUGAUGGCGAGUAGUAAAAAGACUUCUUCUAGUGCAGCGGGUUGUAAGAGCACCGCUGUUGAUGCAGCCACUGUGUCGGGAAAACAAGCUGAGCAAUCAGCGGAUCAGAAAUCAUCGCAGAGUGCCGUGGUCGCGGCUGCGCAGGCGCAACAGGUGUUAAGCACAAGCAUUCUACUUCUGUUUGAUUUGAUGCAGAAACAGAGCGAGACGAGAGGUUAGCUUCUAUUGCAGCCCCACGGGUUCUUUUUAGAACGUACUUACAAUUGUCAUGCAUGUGAUACAACAAAAAAACACUAUCAGCUGCUCCUCCAGCAAGAUGCGUUGUGGAAACAGUGCGAGUUCAGCUUUCAAAACAAGUUCGAAGCGUUACUAACGGAGACCGUUGCGAACUUCAAGCAACAGGCUGUGCGGGACUACGGCACGGCGGAGAAAACUCUGAAUCACGCCUUUCAGGUAUGAUAAAGCGUAGUGAUUUUUACCGAACUUUGCGAUGCGUAGAUGAAAGCGUAACCGCAUGACAGACAUUCCGUCUCAUACUGGUUUUCGUUUUCGCAUGACAUUGACAAAUCAUGUCAAAUCCAAACUUCUCCAUCUCCAGGCCCGCCUCGACGACACAAAGACGAAGUACGAAGACCAGUUGGCAGAGAAACGGAUGCAGAUCGACAUUUUGGAGAAAGUAUCCAGUGCAAAAGGUGCAUCUUACUCGUACUAGUAAUCGCAAUGAUGCAUGACAGACUUAGUUUCCUACCCGACUCUGCAUAACAAACUUCGUUUUUCAGCAUGAGAAACUCUGUCAACAUGCGAUUUUUGCGCUAUCCCGAUACUACUACUUUUGCACUGCAUAGAAAGCGCAGACGGAGUUGGUUCACGAGUUAGAGGAGAAGAAGAAAUUCAAGAACAAACUCAUCCUCUUCGCGAACAAACGGAUUAAGAACAAGGAGAAACUGUCAUUACUGUCAAAAAUAUUCGGCGGGUGGAAGGUGUUCAAAAAGAUCAACCAGGACGGGAAAAUCAAGAACGGCUUCGCGAUGAAAUUGAGAGAAAAACGGUUGAUGGUAUUUAUCAAUAGGAUUUUGACGAGAUCAAAAAAGUUUCUCUUUGUCAUGCAUAUAGCGCACCAAGAGAGACGCAUUCUGUUAUGCAGGAUCUCCUUGUGAAAGUGAAUGAAAGAGAAAAUGAAAUAUGAAAAUCAUCUCUUAAUCUUAUCAAACUACGAAAAGGUCCUCGCCUGGCGUCGGUGGUGGUACACGAAGGAGACGAACAAGAACGAACUGAAAAAGCAUAUCAAAUGUAAAAAUGUCUGGGUCUGGAAGAAUGCAACUUGUCAUGCUAAAUCUGAAGCAUGCAAAAAUCUGUGUUGCAUGAUUACCAGAAGUCGUCCAGUUUUGACCAAGUCGGGAGGGAAUUUCUCAUGCAGGAUAGGUAUGACAGAGAUCGCACAGAAUCUGUCAUGCUAGGUCCUGCAUUCCAGAACUCCUGGGUCAUGGAAAAGCUGCAUGACAAAUCGCGCACUCUUCCAGACCCAGACACUUUUACAUUUGAUAAAGCAAGAGCUGGAGCAAAAGCACUACACCGAGAAACAACAACUGAUCCAAGAAUCUAAUCUCAAGGAGGACAAUUUGACUACCGAUUUGGCCUAUCAACUGCAAAAAUGUCUGGGUCUGGAAGAUUCUGAGACUUGUCAUGCACGUUUUGCAUGGGCCAUGAUGUCUGUGAUGCGUGCCCGAGCAUCACAGACUUUUUGAGGGCUUCGCGAUGCGUAUUCAGCAUGACAAAUUCCUUCUCCGCGUAGCCAAAAUUGCAUUCCCUUGGCUGGUCAUGCAAUACAGAUUGUUUUGGAAUCCAAACGCAGCAUCACAAGUUCGGAUCCUUCCAGACCCAGACAUUUUUGCAUUUGAUUUGGCCAAGCUCCAGGCGGACCUAGACGUGGAAACCCAGAUAUCACAUGUAAAAAUGUCUGGGUCUGGAAGAAUGCAACUUGUCAUGCUAAAUCUGGAGCAUGCAAAAAUCUGUGUUGCGUGGUGACAAAAAGGUGUCCAGUUUUGACCAAGUCGGGAGGGAAUUUCUCAUGCAGGAUAGGUAUGACAGAGAUCGCACAGAAUCUGUCAUGCUAGGUCCUGCAUUCCAGACCUCAUGGGUCAUAGAAAAGCUGCAUGACAAAUCGCGCAUUCUUCCAGACAUCCAGGGAUUUUUGCAUUUGAUACCAGACGAAGCAGAACCUGCAGGCAAACUUGAAACGGGUUUUUAUGCGGGGGGUCUGCCAGCUGAACUUCGAAGCCAUGAACUUGUUGAACACGAAUCCAGGGGGUGAUUUGACUGCGCUUGGGGGGCUCGGGAUGGAGGGGCUGUUGGAUCAGCAAGGUAUUACGUAAGUUUUUGUCCGGUUUUUUUUUUCGUUUGCAGAUGAUCGAGAUCUCCGACUACCGAUGAUUUUGACCUGUUGCAAAAAAUCCAAUUUUAUAUCCCGUCUUUCAGGUGGAGGUGCUGCAGCUCCCGCCGCACAGCAGGGCCAGAACCCCGCAUCCACUUCCGUCGACCACAGCGCCCUCCCCUUCCAAAUGCCGGAUAUGAGCAAAGAGUUGCAGGCUUUGUUAGCCUCCUCUUCCUCAGCUGUGCAGGAGCAACUGGCGCUGGGAAACAUGAGCGUCGGGGGCACCAUGCAAAACGCAGCGAACAUGAAAACCGCCGCAGCGAGUCCUUCGGUGUUGGGCGGUAAUCAUAUGCAACAGCAAUUGCAGCAGCAGCAACAGCAACCGCUCCUGUCAUCGAUGUCGCCCCAGCUUAGUGUCGUGAACCAAACGCACUUGCAGACGACACCAAACGGCGCUGGCACAACGCAUCAACCCCUGGCGGGGGCACAACAGUUGUAUAACCAGCAAGGCGGAGCAGCACCGUCUUCGCGACUGGUGACGCGGGAAGACAUUUUGACCAGCGUGCCGAGGCCACUGGCAGCUACGACAACAGCAGCCUCCUCUAGUACAUCACAAAACACCACUUUCGUCAAGUCUCCGGGGUUGAUAUGAGAGUGCACAACCCUCCCUCCCCCGCCUCAUUUGCAAUGCAAAAUCUCUGUGGCACUGUUUGCAUGACAAAUUUUCGAAGCCCAACCACUACUACAAGAGAUGCAUAAAUUUCUCAUGCAUAGGCUCCACGUGUGCUGGUGUUUGUAAUGCUGUUCAUCCCUCGCAAAUGAGGGCGAGGGGGAGUUGUGCACUUUCAUAGCUGAAGGACCAUUUCGCCGCACCGGAGGACACCAUAUGGAUUGCAAAUAUGUCUGGGUCUGGAAGAGUGGAACUUUUAAUGCUGUCUGCGGAUUCUAAAAAUGUCUGCGUUGCAUGAGCAGCAAGACGAGUCUGAGUCAACUCUUGGCACGCAGAGAGGUCAUUUCUCAUGCGUAAUUAGCAUCAAGAAGGAGCUCUCAAAAAAUCUGUGAUGCUAGCACCAGCAUCACAGACCUCACGGGUCAUGCAAAAUGUGCAUGACAAGCCCCAACUCUUCCAGACCCAGACAUAUUUGCAUUUGAUACACCAUGCGGUCAAGCAACGAAAACGUGCGGACGACGGUCCCGGAUCCGACCCCAUUUCGCUCGACGACCGGGUAUAAUCCGCGGGUCGUGGGGGCGAGCAGAAGUUAUCCAAGAAAAAAACCUUGUUAGUGUAAAUUUGUGAUGCGCAACAUGCCAGAUGAUUGCGUCUGUCAUGCUUGGCAUGCGUCGUGGGGUCCACUAAAGGGCGUUUUCGCGUACUAUCUGCGCAUGACAGGUUUUUGCUGUCAUGCCAGAGAUAUUUGUGAUGCUGAUCCUCCAAGAAAGUUACACCUACAAUGUCUUUUUCUUGGAUAGAAGUGGUAGUGGGAUUACUAGUUCCAACAUUUCCAGUUCAUCCUCUGCAACGAAAGCCUCCAAGUGGCAGUCUGCGGUAAACACCAACGGGGGGAGGUGAAUUCGUCAUGAUGUUGGGGAUGAAUCACGUCAGAGGGUAGUGAUGCAACAGAUCAUGCAGUAAUGCCUGCGUUUUCUUCCACUGCCCACUGGUGGUGCUCCUAGGUCGAUUGAAACUUUUCGGCUUAGAUUAAAAGCUCGUGCCCAAAUUUUCAGGUUUUUUUGAAGGCUGAAGCAGGUGGAGCUCCCUGCUUCCAAAUGCCUUCUUACACUAAAUGCUAUACUAUCAAAUAAACAUGUGCGAACGUGAAUUCUUGAUUUUGAAGGUUUUUUUUUGUCGGCACUACAAGUACAACCCAACUUUCCUUGCCCUCUCUUCUUGAAUUGUGUGUCUGGUAGUUGAAGCUACCAAUGCAACUGGCUGUAAGACUUCAUGCAAAGAAAUCUAAACUCCGAAUUCGCUCAGUUGCAUCAGACUCUGUGUCGUCCUCAGUGAGGCGUGAGACAGGAGCCUUUAGUCGGAUAAACCUUUGGUUUUCUUUUCCGUGAGGUUGCAAAAUGAUAUCAGAUUUAGAUUUUCUUCGUGCAGAUUCUUGCGCUUCUUGAGCUAGAACUUCUUAUAUUGGCCGUCUUUUUUAUGAAUUAUUAAACGCGAACUUUUUUUGCUUUUUAUCGGCAUCUCAAGGAUUGGAUUCAGUUGCAUUUGAUCUGCGACUCUUCCUAGCAAGCAAAGGUUGCUCCGAGGUAGAGUGUCGAAAAGAACUCUUUGAAUACAGAGCGUGAUCAGUCGACGCGCCCAUCUGAAGUCAUGCA